Molecule: messenger RNA, 1398 nt
Organism: Harpia harpyja (harpy eagle)
Lineage: Eukaryota; Metazoa; Chordata; Aves; Accipitriformes; Accipitridae
Gene: GPATCH4
Product: G-patch domain containing 4
Exons: 7
Coding region: 46-1026 (326 amino acids)
Biological process (GO): regulation of ribosome biogenesis
Cellular component (GO): nucleolus
Molecular function (GO): nucleic acid binding
Source: RefSeq, a predicted model, not a curated record
GUCGGGCAGCGGUGGCGACUGCCGGGACCCCGGCGACCCGCCGCCAUGAGCGGCCCGGAGCUGCCGGGGCGUGGGAUGCGGUUUGCGGAGAGCCAGCUACGGCGGCACGGCUGGCGGCGAGGGCAGGGGCUGGGGAAGCGGGAGGACGGCAUCGCCGAGGCCAUCCGGGUGAAGGUGAAAUGCGGCACAGCGGGGGUGGGACACGACGCAGCGGAGCCCUUCUCCUUCCACUGGUGGGAUCAUGUCUUCAACAGGGCGGCUGCCAACAUCGCUGUGGAGGCUGGGCAGGAUGGCAUCUCCAUGAAGACGCUUUCCGAGCAGGGAGUCAGAAUCAGCAAUAAGAAGCCCUGCAAGGCCAGCAGCGCUGGCAGCAUGCUGUAUGGCCGCUUUGUGAAGUCAGCCACACUCACAGCAUGCAGGGAGGAGUCCACGAAGCUGCCCUCCGGCUCAGAGAGCAGCGAGGAGGAGAAGCUUGACCUCUCUUCGGCCAGGAGGCUGACGGAUGAGGAGCUGAUGCGAGCGUGUGGGGGCCGCACAGCACACAAGGGUGCCCGUCAUGGCCUGACCAUGAGCGCCAAGCUGGCACGCCUGGAGGAGCAGGAGCAAGCCUUCCUGACCACAUACCGACACAAGGAGUGGCAGCAUGAGCCACCAGACAGCAGCCACCCAGCAGAGAGCCAGGAAAAAAAGAAGAAAAAAAGGAAACAGUCCAGGGACGGAGCCGAUCCCGAAGUGCUGCAGGGCCAGGAGCCAAGCAGAGAAGAGGAGGUGGCAGGACAGGAAGGGAAGGUUGUGAAGAGGAAGAAGAAGAAGAAGAAGGACCAGGAGCCAAGCAGAGAAGAGGAGGUGGCAGGAAAGGAAGGGAAGGCUACAAAGAGGAAGAAGAAGAAGAAGAAGGAGGAGGAGGAGGAGGAGAAAGAAGAGCCAGUUGAGACAGAGGUACCUCUAGAAGACACAGAUGGGCCAGACCAGGCUGGGCACGGCCCCAGGAAGAGGAGGAAGAAGAGGAAGAAGGAGCCCGAGUGAGCAAGGGCCAAGGCUGCCAUGCUGCACAGCUGCCGGUACCACCUGGCUGUGAGGGUCCCAAUCCUGCCUGCUGGCACUGGUGGGUGCUCAAGGGUGCUCCGGGCUCUUCCCAGGUGGAGCCCAGUGCCGUGGCCCAGCUGUGUGUUUGCUGCCUGGGGAUGCUGGGCUGGGACUAGUUGGUCUGAAGCUGGAUCAAGCUUUAUUUCACUCCCUGAGCCUUCCUCCCAUCAGAGGUGACCCCAGUUCCCACCAGGCCCUGGGGCAGGCACCCAUUUGCCGUGGGUCUGUUGCAGAGGGACACGAGGGGACAGACCACACAGAGUAUUGAAAUAUUUUUUUCAAGAGCAUGAAUAAAUCUUUAUUGCAAUGAAA